Messenger RNA from Myripristis murdjan (pinecone soldierfish), 1600 nucleotides. It is a transcript of the gene gfer, whose product is annotated as growth factor, augmenter of liver regeneration (ERV1 homolog, S. cerevisiae). Gene Ontology annotation, molecular function: flavin adenine dinucleotide binding; flavin-dependent sulfhydryl oxidase activity. Bases 155 to 742 code for a protein of 195 amino acids. The transcript is spliced from 3 exons. Gene Ontology annotation, biological process: liver development. NCBI's taxonomy places the organism in Eukaryota, Metazoa, Chordata, Actinopteri, Holocentriformes, Holocentridae. The record is from RefSeq and is a predicted model, not a curated record. Gene Ontology annotation, cellular component: mitochondrion.
UAACGCUCUUUUCUUGGUAGCUAGCUGUACACCAAGUUAUGCACCCAUUAAAUAAGAAACUGCUGAUUUCAACAUCCUGAAAUCCUCCUGUGAGUGUGCUGUGCUGCUGUGCUGCCGGUCAGUCUCGACAGUCCCACAAUGCCACAGAGUGAACAUGGCUGCGCCCGCAGGACCGAGGGGAACAGCCGCCUCCGCUCCGGCCGGCUUUGAAGGCUUCCCGUUCCCAGUGGCCGGGGCCCCGCCGGGAGACGGGCCCGGUAAGGAGCAGGAGCAGACCGGGAAGCCGAAAAAGAAGCCGUGCCGGGCGUGUACGGACUUCAAAUCAUGGAUGAAAGUACAGAAGACGAAGACGACAGCAGCAGCAGCACAGGCGACCCGAGCUGAGGAGUCAGAGCCACAGCAGGAGUGUCCGCUGGACAGGGAAGAGUUAGGCCGCAGCACCUGGUCCUUUCUGCACACCAUGGCGGCAUAUUACCCCGACCGGCCCUCCCCCACCCAGCAGCAAGAGAUGGGCCAGUUCAUCAACCUCUUCUCCAAGUUCUUCCCCUGUGAUGAAUGUGCAGAGGACCUCAGGGGCAGAUUGAAAACCAAUCAGCCAGACGCCAGCAGUCGCCACGCUCUUUCCCAGUGGCUCUGUCGCCUCCACAACGACGUUAACGUGCGGCUGGGCAAGCCUCAGUUUGACUGCUCGCGUGUGGACGAGAGGUGGAGAGACGGAUGGAAAGACGGAUCCUGUGACUGAUUUCUUGGGUCCGAGUGCUUGGAGAUGCGAGGCCCGAGUCGGAACUCGAAAACAAAGAUUCCUCCUGUCCGUGCAAACCUUUGACACGAGUGGAGACCCAGAUCUGAAUCUCUUGGGAGUCAGGGUUGUUCCGGAGAUUUAAAACUCUGGUGGGACACGGCGAUGCUUUUCAAUUCCAUACUCAAGCUUGUUUGAAAAUCUGACACGUGCAGGCACACAUGUUCUCAGCACUCUGUGAAGGCCAGUUUGCAGGGUUGAUGCUUUUAAUUGCGUGAACCAACAGGAUUUGCCCACAGUCAAUGCAUAUUGGUCACACACCUUUGAUGUUUAUGGUGUUUAUCCUUGUUUUGUCCAGUGAAACAGCAGAAAACCUGUUAUUUACAGAGGGUUUUAGUCAGUACUUUUCUUGUUUUGUUUAAUCUGUUGAAGCCUUGUUUAACUAAUUGUAGGCACUACAAGACAGAAAUAUUUGAAAAUAUUUGAAGUACAGCUCUGGUACAGUUUUGUCGAAAUAGUAAGUAUUGUUGAUUGAUGAUUAUGAUUAUUAUUGAAUUAUACAUUUGUAAUUUUUGAAAAUACUUGAAUAGCUCUUAUAUUUUUUCCUGAUGUGGCAAAAGAAUGUAACGUGUUGCACUGUGAUGAUUACAGAACAUCUUAUUCCGUUGUAAUUUGAAUUAGUGUGUGUGUGUGUGUGGUUAUGACGGGGUUGUCUGUCUGUUCAGUUGUGCUUUUUCCAUAUAAGUGAGGGAGAGAAACAUAAAGGAACAUAUUUGCCUCUAGCCAAAGGCCUUCCAGACCAGAGUCUCAGACAUGUGACAUGUCGGUGUGUUAUUAAUAAAUGACCUGAUCAGCACCCUC